CCAAAAGCGGCAGCUGCGCCACGACAUCCCCCUUUGCAGCGCGCUCCCGUCAAUCGAGUGCUUUAGCACCCGCACAAUCAAUUCUACUCAAUUGCAGGAACUACACGUCGCCAUGUCGACAGCAGCAUCUAGUCUGCGUCUCGCAGCCAGGAGGUACCAAAGCGGCCUCGCGAGCAAGCAAUCUCCUCUCCUCCGAAGCUUCACCACCUCCUCCCCUCGUUUCGAGGAAUCCACACCCAAAGGCCCCAAGGAGCCCGCCCCUGCCGCCUCCCUAAACCCCGAGGAAGCGCAAUGGGCCCGCUUCGAGAGCACGAUCGAGUCGAUCCGACACGGCGAGCUAGCGAGUGCGUCAGCCCGCAUCCUGAACAAGAAUAUGACCGACGCACAGAGGCGGCGGCGGCCGGCAUCGGUGCCGCAGAAGAAGCAGAAGAUGGGUCUCCUGAAUAUGGGCGAGAAGGACAGCGUUGAGGACCCGGAAUUCGAGGAGGACGAUGUCUCAUCCUUGGCGCAUGGGGAUCUCGAGCAGCACCGCGAGUUCCGCAAGUAUGCGCGGCUAAUGGCGUGGGAGAUGCCGCUACUGACGAAGAUGGCGAAACCGUUUGUACCUCCGAACCAGAACCAAGUGCUACGCUUCAGGUACACGACAUACAUGGGUGAGGACCACCCCGCAGAGAAGAAGGUGGUGGUUGAGUUCUGCCCCGACGAUAUCCCGGGACUUGAGCCAGUACAGAAGGACAAGCUCAAGAAGCUAGUUGGCGUGCGUUUCAACCCGGAGACGCAGAUCGUCAAGAUGAGCAGCGAGAUGUUCGAGUCGCAGGCACAGAACAAGCGCUACCUAGGCGACCUCGUGGAUAGUCUCGUGCGUGAGGCCAAGGAUCCCAAGGACACGUUUGAGGAUGUCCCUCUCGAUACGCGCCAUCACACGUUCAAGACGAAGCCUAAGUUCCCGCGCGAGUGGCGCAUUACCCCAGCGAGGCAAGCACAGCUUGACGCGGGCCGGGCGGAGGCACUGAAGCUUGAUCAGGCGAGGGUGGAGAGCGGGUUGCUCGUUGAUGGAGGAGCUUUUGUCAGGGAGGCGCAUGCGCAGGCAGCGAAGUUGGCUGGGGCUGCGAAGCUCGCGGAGCCAGCUGUGAUUGCGGGCAGGGGUAAGGCACCGAAGAAGGUGUCUGUGAGGCGGUAGAGAGUGUACGAAUGUGGGAUUAGGCUGCAUUGUAAGAUACUGUUGUAUAUGGACGUGGAAUAGAAUAGACGAUGUAUUUGUUUUAUAUUAUCAUAUUUACACAUAUUUGGAG
Messenger RNA from Pseudogymnoascus verrucosus, 1292 nucleotides. RefSeq names its product 37S ribosomal protein S24, mitochondrial (gene RSM24). Gene Ontology annotation, biological process: mitochondrial translation. Gene Ontology annotation, cellular component: mitochondrial small ribosomal subunit. The transcript is spliced from 3 exons. Gene Ontology annotation, molecular function: structural constituent of ribosome. Bases 113 to 1180 code for a protein of 355 amino acids. The record is from RefSeq and is a predicted model, not a curated record. NCBI's taxonomy places the organism in Eukaryota, Fungi, Ascomycota, Leotiomycetes, Thelebolales, Thelebolaceae.